Messenger RNA from Ceutorhynchus assimilis (cabbage seed weevil), 4802 nucleotides. The record is from the annotation of a GenBank genome assembly. NCBI's taxonomy places the organism in Eukaryota, Metazoa, Arthropoda, Insecta, Coleoptera, Curculionidae.
CGAGCUGCUACUGUGAGUAGUAGGUGUCUAGAUGAGGAGAAAUGAGAAUCCCAGGAUGGGGUGUUUUUUUUAGUGUUUAUUUAUUAUUUUUUUUAAUUUCGUUUUCGCGAUCCCUUUUUUGAAGGACUCAUAUGGUGAUUUUUUAAAUCGAAUGUUUGUAAUUAAUUUGUGGACUUUUAACAGUGAACAAAGUUGCUCAGCUGGUUUUAAUGCUUUUAAAAAGGGAGUAAUUACUUAUUCAGCUGAGAAACCGGAUUGCUGUUGAUGCUGCUGCACGAUAAUCUAAACAUUAUCAACAAAUAUGGCAAACUAAGCAGAAUUUGACGCAAAUUAAGUCGCAGUCGAUCACCAUUAUUUUAAUAAAGUGGAUUACUUAAGCUGCUGUGUUGUGAUUCUACGAUGUUCCUUCCUCAUUUCUUGAUAGUUUGCAGCCUUUUAUAUGAAUCACUGGCGCUACUUGAGGGACCCAAUGUGUGUACGCGACAGGAAACGUACACUGUUAAAGUCCGAGUGUCAGAAGAACAGCCCUACCAAGUGAGAGAAUUCGUUUGGUGCCUUAACUUCCCACCAAGAUGCUCCAAAUACAAAAUCAAGUUCAGAACAGUUUACAAGGAUCAGAAUUUAGUAAAAACGCGACCCGUAGAGGAGUGUUGCAAGGGCUACGCCAAAAACGCAGCUGAAAAUCAAUGCAUUCCGGUUUGUUCUGAUGAAUGCCUACACGGUAGCUGUAUAGCCCCUGAGACAUGCCAGUGUGAAGCUGGGUAUGGUGGACCAAACUGUGAUAUCACAUGCCCAAAAGGUCUUUGGGGUCGCGAAUGCCAGCACAAAUGCGAAUGCCAAAAUAACUCGACCUGCGAUCCAUAUAGUGGCGCUUGCGCAUGCACUGCGGGUUGGGUAGGCGAUCACUGUCAAAAAAGAUGCCCGGAAGGUAGCUUCGGACAAGAUUGCUUAGAAGAAUGCCAGUGUGAGAAUGGAGAUUGCGACAAUGUAUCUGGUAAAUGUAAAUGUCAUCCGGGAUACACAGGUCCAUUGUGCGAUACGGUGUGCCCGAUCGGAACACACGGAGACUACUGCAAAUCAAAAUGCCCUUGUCAAAAUGGUGGUACCUGUGACUCGGUGACAGGAAAUUGCUUUUGUAAAGAUGGUUGGACUGGGCUAGUGUGUGCUAACAGGUGUCCAUUUGGAUUUUACGGUGCAAGUUGUAGUCGAAAAUGUGAUUGUUUUAAUGGUGCUUCAUGCCAUCACGUUAAUGGUACUUGCGACUGUCAGCCUGGAUUUACUGGAACAAGGUGUUUGGAUGUUUGCCCGGGGGAGAAAUGGGGCAAGGAUUGUAAGCAAAAUUGUACGUGCCAAAAUGGUGGUAAAUGCUCAAACAAAGAUGGCUCUUGCACUUGUACGGUCGGUUGGAUUGGUAAAUUUUGCAACGAAAGAUCAUGUCCUGAUGAUUUGUGGGGAGAGCAUUGUUCAAAAUCUUGUUCUUGUACUUUGGAGAACACUGAAGUAUGUCACGCUACUACAGGAGAAUGCUUCUGCAAACCAGGAUGGAACAGUCAGGAUUGUUCCAGACCCUGCCCGAUUUUAACCUUUGGCAAAGGAUGUGCGGGCAAUUGCAAAUGCAAAAAUAACGCACAAUGUUCCCCUGUUAACGGCACCUGCUUGUGCGGCCCAGGAUUUACGGGAAAAGAAUGUGAACAACCCUGUCCAGUGGGCUCUUGGGGAGAGGAUUGUGCUCAUAAAUGCGAUUGUAAGAAUGGGGCUACUUGUUCGGCAGAAACAGGGCAGUGUCAAUGCCAACCUGGCUGGGAGGGCCAACAAUGUGACAGACCUUGCAGUAAUAAUCAUUUUGGUUUGCAAUGCAAGGACAAGUGUGAUUGCAAGAAUGGGGCAUCUUGCAAUCCAAUAAAUGGAACUUGCACAUGCGCAGCAGGCUUUACUGGCCCAUUCUGCGAUAAUAAUUGCCACACGGGAUACUAUGGCAUUAACUGUGAGUUGGUUUGUCAAUGCGACUCUGAGAAUAGUGACGGAUGCGACCCGGUUACUGGCAAAUGUAUAUGUAAACCAGAGUGGCAAGGCGUUAAAUGUGAAACAAAUUGCCCCAAAGGCAAAUUCGGCCCCAACUGUGAUCAAAAUUGCAACUGUAAAAAUAAUAGCUCCUGUGAUCCUCAAACGGGACAGUGUAUCUGCUCUAGAGGAUGGCAAGGAAACGAUUGUUCAAAACCUUGUGAAAAAGGUUGGUAUGGAAUUGGAUGUAGGCAACAAUGCCCUGAAACAGCAACUGACAACAGAACUUGCGAUCAUAUAACUGGAGAAUAUAUCUGUUCUCCUGGAUACACUGGGCCUAUGUGCGACAGACCUUGUCAAGUCCAAUAUUACGGUAAAAAUUGUGAACACAAAUGCAAUUGUAAGAAUGGGGGCGAUUGCCAUCAUGUCUCUGGUGAGUGUCAGUGUCUGCCUGGUUGGAUUGGACCAACAUGCGCAUUACCUUGUACACCGGGUCGAUUUGGAAUCAGUUGCAGUCAGCAUUGCAAAUGCUUGAAUGACGGAGAAUGUAGAAGAAAUGAUGGUGUUUGUAGGUGCAAACCAGGAUGGACUGGAACCCAGUGUAGCGAAAUUUGCCCAGAAGGCUACUAUGGUGAUCAUUGCAUGAAGCCCUGCGAAUGCAAAAAUGACAACUUCUUUUGCCAACCGGCAGUUGGUUGCGUUUGUAAACACGGAUUCACCGGUGAAGAUUGUAUGGAAUCAAAUUUGCUACGCCUACAAAAUAGAGAGGAGAGUGGCAACACUGGAAUCAUCGUUGGCGUCAUUAUGGUCAGUGCUGUUUUUAUUGCGAUUGUAGUGCUGGUCAUUUUCUAUUAUAAACGGAGAGUUUCGAAUCUUAAAACUGAAAUUGCUCAUGUUCAGUAUAUUGCGGAUCCAUCUGGAUUUUCACCAGAUCGUAAUCAUUUCGACAAUCCUGUAUAUACGUUCCAAGGCCCAAUCAAACGUGACAACGAAACUUUGCUCAACAAUGUCGCACCGCGGAUAAUCAAUAAUCUACACAAACCUACCAAUACGAUUAUGGAACGUGCCAGACUGGGUGGUAUGGCCAGUUGCUCGACCGAUGAUGAUGAAUUCGCUCCUAAAGGAGCCUAUGGUACCAAUAUAGAUGAGCUGAGGCGGCUGAAAAAUAGAGAUGCAGACGCUACGAAUCCUAAUAUUUAUCAUAGCAUUGAUAAAUUAGAUCAUGUCUAUGAUGAAAUCAAACAGAAAGAAGUUAAGGAUAUUGAAACCGAAUAUGAUCAUCUAGACUACACUAGACCAGUCAGCACAUUGAAACCUCACUAUCAAAGAAUGCCAUCACCGUUUGGCUCCAGAGAUCUAGUAAAAGAAAGCAAAUCUGAUACUGAAGAAUAAAUUAGGUACUUGAAUGUCUAAUAGGAGUAAGAAAUGAUUAUUGGCCUAACUUCUGGUCAUUAUAUUAUUUCGAAGUUUCACUUUUUAUCGUUGGAAGCAUAAUUAGAAGGUGAAUUAAAUUCUCUUAAAUGCAUAUGGAAAUUAAUAACGACAGAAAUCGCUGAUUUUACUACAAAUUUACACAAAACUUUAUAUACAUAUCAAAAUGUGGUUGCUAUUCUUUCUAUGCUUCUAUUAGUAUUGUUUUAUAGAGAAUGAUAUUCAUUUUUCACAAAAUAUGACAAUAUAUUGAAACUUUUAGCAUCCAUUUUUAAACAAUACCUAUAUUCUAUAUACAUAUUAAGGUUUUGUGCAUGUGAAUUACAUUUUAAGUGCAAUUUUAAAUUUUAAAAAUCAUAUUGGUAAAUACAUGUUUGAAACAUGUAUUUUUUUAAAAUUUAUUGAUUUUAAUUAUAUAAUUUUUUGUAAAUAGCAUUUUUAAAAGCCGUUAUUAUCGGAGUAUUAUAAACAUACAUAAAAUAUUGUAUCAAUCUAAUUGUGCCAACUAUUUUUACGUGUAUUGUGUGUAUAUAUAUGAUGAAAAAUAUCUAUUUUACAUUCCCCCUUUUAAAAUAUCUUUCUACUAUUUUUGAUAAAAAUUAAAAUUAUAAUCGUAGAUGAGAUGCCAAAUUCUAGAACAAAAGUAUUAAUUAUCGAAUAAAGACAUGUUUUGUCAAUCUGUGAUUCUUUUAUAUCUUUGGCUUUUUUAAUUGGCAACUUUUUGAGAAAAAACUUUAUGACAUUUACAUUAAACAUAUCCAAAAUUAGGCAUAAACUAUUUCCUGCUUCAAGCAGCUAUUAUUAACUUCCUAAAUAUCAGUGCAAUCGACUUUAUUAAUGAGAAUGCCCCAAAAAUUACUAUGUAUUUUUAGGGCAUUUUUAGAACAAAAAUUGCUCAUAUUUUAUAAAAUCUUGACAAGCUUUCUAUACAGUGCAGUUUGAUAGAUAGCUAGAAAUACCCUUUUUCAACAAUACAAAGUCUGAAUCACAAAUUUUAAUUAUUAUUAUUUUAAAGCAAAUAAAUGAACGAAAAUAAGCUAAAAAUAAACUUGUUUUAUGUAAAGUUUUAUACAACAAAAUAAGUGAUGAGAAACGCACUGUAACCUUUUUCAUGUUCAAUCUAAUAACACUUUUUAAAAACCAUUUAGCACUAAAAUCCAAUAUAGAACACAAACGAUUAAAUUUAAAACACUAUUGAAAAGAGAUAUUUAAUGUAUGUAAAAAAACAUAUACCUGCAUAAUUUUAAGGUCUAUAAUUUAUAUUAUUAUAUUUAAUUCGUCUAGUUUAUCUGGUGUAUUGCAUAGCAAUAAUUUAAUUUAGCAUAUCAAAACAAUUUAUAUCAUAUUUAAAUAAAAUUAAUUAUAUAGUA